UAGACUCUUGUUACGUCUAUGCUACGGAGUUUAAUCUAUACGUCUUACGUUUGGGGUUACGAAUUCCUCUAUAUAGUCCGUGUUAUUACCGGCGUUGGUAUAUACUUGUCAUUACCAAAUAUUAAUUUUCAUUCCAACUUUGAUUUUUCAAUCAUCGAGAAUCAAACGAUCGAUCAUUCUGUGUGUGCGAUUUAGCGCAGUUUGGCAAAAUGACAAAAGUUUGAGAAAAGCAAUAGAUUGCUAAAGCACAACAAGUUUCCUUCACAAUGUGCGCUUCCCUUUCAGACGAAAGUUUGGAAAAGAAGUCCGUGGAACGUAAUGAUAGCGACAAGAAAGCGGUGUCCGAUUCGGGGCCUGACCCCUCGGCUCCAAUUACGAGAAAAGGAGUGUUAACGUCCUUUUUAACUGGCAAACCUAUGGAGAUACCAGAGCAAGAUAUUCUUGGUAAGUGCAGGUUCGUCUCAGAAUUUGAGAAACUGAAUCGCAUUGGAGAAGGUACUUAUGGAAUUGUAUAUCGUGCCAGAGACACCAAAAACGAUAAGGUCGUGGCACUGAAGAAAGUGAGGAUGGAACACGAGAAAGAUGGUCUGCCGGUAAGCGGUCUCAGGGAAAUAUCGGUUUUGUUAUCGUGCCGACAUGAAAACAUCGUACAUCUGAGAGAAGUGGUAGUAGGCAGAAGCUUGGAGAGUAUAUUUCUCGCGAUGGAGUAUUGCGAGCAAGAUUUAGCAAGCCUGCUGGACAACAUGCAGGCACCGUUUUCAGAAAGUCAGGUCAAGUGUAUAGUGUUGCAAGUACUCAAGGGUCUACGUUAUUUACAUCACAACUUCAUCGUUCACAGAGACUUGAAGGUCUCUAAUCUUCUCAUGACCGAUAAAGGUUGCGUAAAGAUCGCUGAUUUUGGCCUGGCUAGAUGGUUUGGUUUACCUUUAAAGCCGAUGACUCCUAGAGUGGUGACACUGUGGUACAGAGCGCCCGAAUUGCUAUUGCAAGCCAAGACGCAGACUACAUCCGUCGAUAUGUGGGCAGCUGGAUGCAUAUUGGGUGAAUUAUUGGGGCACAGACCCCUGUUACCUGGUAGAUCAGAGAUCGCACAAUUGGAGUUAAUCGUCGAUUUACUGGGUACACCCAGCGAAGCUAUUUGGCCAGAAUUUAAUUCGUUGCCAGCGCUACAGAAUUUUACACUUAAACAGCAGCCGUAUAACAAUUUGAAACAAAGAUUCCCCUGGUUGAGCGCUGCUGGUCUCAGAUUAUUGAACUUCUUAUUUAUGUACGAUCCAAAAAAGAGAGCAACCGCCGAAGAAUGUUUACAGAGUAGCUAUUUCAAGGAAGCUCCUUUACCGUGCGACCCAAAACUCAUGCCUACUUUCCCGCAACAUAGAAACAUGAAAAAGGCGACCACGCAGAAAGAGACUCGUGAACAAGAGCCUACUGUUACUGACCAAACCAAUAAUCUACCGGCGAUUUCAGAUCUCCUUGGAUCGUUGGUUAAAAAGAGACGCGUUGAGUGAAAAAAUUUACUGCUCGAAGAAACGAUUACUCAUGGAUAUUUCUUCUGGAUGUAUCUUUUUCCGAUUGCAUUUUAUGAUUGAUAACCAUGUGUAUACUUAUUGCCAAAUACAUUCUUUGCAAAUCCUUGUGAACGAAAA
Molecule: messenger RNA, 1646 nt
Organism: Vollenhovia emeryi
Lineage: Eukaryota; Metazoa; Arthropoda; Insecta; Hymenoptera; Formicidae
Gene: Cdc10
Product: cyclin-dependent kinase 10
Exons: 6
Coding region: 267-1508 (413 amino acids)
Biological process (GO): regulation of mitotic cell cycle; protein phosphorylation
Cellular component (GO): nucleus
Molecular function (GO): cyclin-dependent protein serine/threonine kinase activity; ATP binding
Source: RefSeq, a predicted model, not a curated record